This is a messenger RNA of Poecilia latipinna (sailfin molly), 3386 nucleotides long. RefSeq names its product protein TANC2-like. The record is from RefSeq and is a predicted model, not a curated record. Gene Ontology annotation, cellular component: dendritic spine. Lineage: Eukaryota; Metazoa; Chordata; Actinopteri; Cyprinodontiformes; Poeciliidae. Gene Ontology annotation, molecular function: protein binding. Bases 462 to 3341 code for a protein of 959 amino acids. Gene Ontology annotation, biological process: regulation of dendritic spine morphogenesis. The transcript has 21 exons.
AGGGAAGGAAAGGAGGUUCUACUGUUGUCCGUGGCUCGGACCAAAGCGGAGUCAGGGUGUUAACCACGCCCCUCUCAUGAAUAAUACACCUCCCGUUGAACAGGAGGAGGCUAGUGCCAGAAGGAAAUCUCCAGACGUCAGCGCUUGCUCACUCGUGGACGGAGAUUUUCGAUCAUAAUAUCACCAUCCGUGAAGGAUAAGGGCACUCUUAUUUCCGGUGAUGAAAUGGGCGUAGGAAGACACUGGAAUCCGCCUUAUGUACUUCGACUCCGCUGGUUUCCGCCGGGUAUUUACGGAGGAGGACACACUAAGGGGUGGAAAUUAGCACAGACGGCCGUGACCAACAUAUUAUCUACCAGUCAGACGUUGUUUUUAUCGCACGUGUAUUGAGGAAAAACAUUAGUUGAGGUCAAAUCUGUGUUGUGAGGGACUAUCAGCAGGAAACGUAUUAAUAUGCAACUAUGUUCCGAAACAGCCUGAAGAUGCUGCUUGGAAGCAGGAGUCGCAAGCUGAACAACGAUGACAGCAGCAUUGAUUCGGACGCCACAGACAUCAGGAUGAUGAAGGGCUUUACUCGCUCACUGCCCUCCUCUCCCCUUCUCAGUCUUCACCUGGCCAAGAGAAAUGAUAAGGCAGAGGAGUUGGGACCACCGCCUUCUGUAGACGAAGCGGCUGAUGCUUUGAGGACCCAGCUGGGCUUCCUCCUUGGGGAGAAGGUCACAGUUGGAGAGUCAUGUUUACCUUAUCACAGCCCAAAUGAUGGACAGAGAAUGUCUCCUUCCUCCAGUCUGGCAAGCAGCAACUCCUCCCCCUGCACCACUCCACAGCCUCACACUGGGGUGGAGGGUAACAAUAACGGCAAACAUGCCUCCUUUUACCAUGCCUCUGUCACCUCCCCUUCCUCCACACUGGGAAGCAGAGACAGCGGAAUCAUAGCCACAAGUUCAGCCCACCUUGAAGACCUAGCCUUUCUGGAUGAUCAACAGAGACAUUUAGCCUCAAAGAUGUCCCUCAGAAUGUCUGGACAGAAUUCUGGGAGUCGUAAUCAGCAGGACCACAGAGUUGAUUUUACUCCAUCCCUCAACCUGAAACCACUCCAUUUCGAGAUUCCCGGUCUGUUGUCUGAUUGGCUGUUCAUGGGCAGAGAGUGGCUCUUCCAGAAAGUUGACACCCAUCUGCACAGCAAUGACCCAACAACUAACAGAGGCAUAUUAAUUACUGGCAACAUGGGCUAUGGAAAGACGGCUAUCAUUGCAAGACUAGUUGCGCUCAGCUGUCAUGGACACCACAUGUGGCCGCACACCACUGGCAAGCAGAUCAUACCCAAAUGUGGAGAGUCGGUUUCUCUCUCAACUGAUUCUUCUGGAAAAGGAGGAGGGGCAGGAGAAGAAAAUGGAGGAGGAAGCUGCCCAGGAACUCCAGAGAAGAAAAGACAACAGCAGGCGUUGUGGAGACUAGCUAGACAGGUAGUGUCCUAUCACUUCUGUCAAGCUGAUAACUGUUACACCUGCCUUGUUCCUGAGUUCGUCCACAACAUGGCGGCCAUGCUGAUCACUGCCCCUCAACUGACCGCCUAUCAAAAACUGUUGCAGCACUCGCCUCAGUUGCAGAGCAUCCUCAGUCUGCGCUCCUGCAUUCAGGAUCCGAGCUUAGCCCUUCAGAGAGGCAUACUAGACCCCCUGGAUGCACUCCACAAAGAGAGAAAGCUUCAGAUUGAUGUGGAAGGACUCAUUGUACUGAUUGAUGGGCUAAAUGAGGCUGAGUUCCACCGGCCCGAUUACGGAGAUACACUGACUUCCUUUCUCUCUCGAAACAUUCAGAAAUUUCCUUCGUGGUUGAAGGUAAUUUCUACUGUCAGGACCAGCCAGCAGGACAUUGCUCAAUGUCUGCCUUUUCACCACAUCUCACUGGACGGAAAGGAGGAAAACAAUGCUAUAGACCAGGACCUGGAGCAUUACUUGAUGCAGCGUAUCCACAGCAGCCCUGGUAUCCAGAGCAAUGUGUCGCUGGGCAAUGGUCGCCUUGACAACACAGCACUGACCAAGAUGAUCAGCCACUUGAAGAGCCUAAGCAAAGGCUCUUACCUCUACCUGAAAUUGACCCUUGACCUAAUUGAAGGAGGUUACCUUGUUCUGAAGAGUUCUAGCUUUAAGGUGGUUCCGGUCAACCUAGCAGAAGUGUACCUGCUACAGCUUAACAUGCGGUUUCCCACCCAGUCAUCUUUUCAAAGAGUACUGCCUCUGCUCAAUGUUACUGUGGCUUCGCUCCACCCACUGACUGAUCAGCAGUUGUUUGAGGUGGUGAAUGCAGGUUGCCUCAGUGGAGAAACAUUCCAGUGGGGGGAGUUUACACAUCGCCUAGAUCAGCUCUCUUCUUUCCUGCUACAGCGGAGUGACGGCAGCAGGAUGCUUAACCAUGCCUCCUUCAGGGAGUGGCUAGUGUGGAGGGAGGAGGGGCAGGAUGACAGGUUCCUCUGUGACCCAAGAAGUGGACACACCCUGCUGGCUUUCUGGUUCUGCAGACAGGAGGGAAAACUGAGCCGACAGCAGACACUGCAGCUGGGACAUCAUAUUCUGAAGGCUCACAUCUACAAGGGCUUGAGUAAAAAACGUGGAGUUUCCUCCUCCAUUCUUCAGGGGCUGUGGAUGUCAUAUAGCACAGGAAGACUUUGCCCUGUUCUUUCAUCGCUGCGCAACCUCUAUACCCCCAAUAUCAAGGUGAGCAGGCUCCUGAUAAUGGGUGGAGCCAAUGUGGAUUACCGAACUGAAGUCCUUAAUGGUGCCCCUUUAUUGUGUGUCCAUGCUCACCUAGGCCACAAGGAUGCCGUAGCACUGCUGCUUGACCACAGAGCCCAAGUGGAUGCUCAGUCACAUGAUGGUUUAACAGCUCUGGGAUUUGCUGCUGCAGCUGGUCACUUGGACAUUGUCACCUUGCUGAGUCACCACAAAGCCAAGAUCGGCCAUGUGGACAGCUCAGGCCAGUGUGUGCUCAUUCUGGCAGCCCAGCACGGUCAUCUUGAGGUGCUGCGCUUCCUGCUGAAGAGCCCCGAUUGGAGCUGCACUUCCUGCUGUAACCAGAGGGGGACGAGCAGGAGCCAGGCUGUGCAACAGGCUCUGAUUGCAGCAGCCAGCAUGGGGCAUGCGGAAAUGGUGUCAUACCUCCUGGAUCUUCCAGAAGAAGAUGAGGAAGAGGAGCAGAGACCUGAGAUUAACAUAUAUGACUGUCUGUGGGGGGAGACGGGUAUGAUUCAUAAUAAAUGUCAUAAAUUUAAGCAAAACACGGGUUCUGAGGAAAGCAGAGGGCUCUGGAAAAAUUUUCAUGCAUUUAAUGUGUUAUUGUAACACAUUUUAAUACAUCACAGUUAGGCCUGUCACGAUAACAAAUUU